GCAGCCCGCGGGCGGGGCGGGCUGGCGCGCAUGCGCCCGGCGGGCCGCCCGGCUCUAUAAUAAGCGGGAGGCAGACGGUGACGCGGGAUGCAGCCGGCGCGCGGAGCCAUGGCCAACUUCCGUCUGGCACUCAUUCAACUUCAGGUAUCUGCUGUCAAAUCAGAUAACCUGCAACGAGCCUGCGGACUGGUAAAAGAAGCAUCAGCAAAAGGAGCAAAAGUUGUGGCUCUACCUGAAUGUUUUAACUCUCCUUAUGGAACCCAGUACUUCAAGGAAUAUGCAGAGAAGAUCCCUGGAGACUCAACACAAAAGCUCUCAGAAGUUGCAAAGGAGUGUAGCAUAUAUCUUGUUGGAGGGUCCAUUCCAGAAGAGGAUGGUGGAAAGCUGUAUAAUACAUGUACUGUCUUUGGGCCUGAUGGUGCUAUGUUGGCCAAGCAUAGGAAGAUUCAUUUGUUUGACAUUAAUGUUCCCGGGAAGAUACAGUUCAAAGAGUCUGAAACACUGAGUCCAGGGAAUAGUUUCUCUAUGUUUGAUACUCCGUACUGUAAAGUGGGCCUGGGCAUCUGCUAUGAUAUCAGAUUUCCGGAGCUGGCUCAAAUCUACGGACAGAAAGGUUGCCAGCUGCUGAUAUAUCCAGGGGCUUUUAAUCUGACAACAGGACCAGCUCACUGGGAACUACUACAAAGGGGACGAGCUGUUGAUAAUCAAGUCUACAUAGCUACGGCAUCUCCUGCUAGAGAUGAAAAAGCAUCCUAUGUUGCCUGGGGACACAGCACUGUAGUAAACCCAUGGGGUGAAGUCAUAGCCAAAGCUGACACUGGAGAAACAGUUCUGUACACAGAUAUAGAUCUGAAGAAGCUUGCAGAAAUCCGUCAACAAAUCCCUAUUUUGAGCCAGAAGCGUUAUGAUCUGUAUGGUGUAGAGAUGAAAAAGUGAAGCUGUAUGAUUGCGAAAGGCUCAGGUGGCACAAUAGCUGCUGCCUUCAUCUUCAGGAUUCCUUCACUUGGUUGCUCCAGAGGCUACUGCUAAAUGUGAUAGCUAAAAAAAAAAAGGGGGGGGGGGCACUCUAGGUGGUAUAAUUCUAAAAAUCAAUUCAAAUACAGCUUCUGAGCUGACUUUUAUACCCCCCCCCUUUUUUUUUAAACAGUAUUUACUAGCUAGGACAAAGAUAGAGGUCAGAUCAUUUCAACUCCAUUAAUGUUGAUGUUUAGGCAUCACAAUUUUAAGUAUUGUUAUCUCUUUUGUUUUCUAAGUUUCUGGGGCUUUUUUUUGUAGGAAGCAGAGAUGGCAACCUUGUUAUCUGUGGAAAUUCUGUGAAGCCGGCUUUAGUAUCUUGAAUUUUUCAGUGAAUUAUCAAAUAAACUAGAACCAUAACUUUUC
This is a messenger RNA of Dromaius novaehollandiae (emu), 1380 nucleotides long. RefSeq names its product nitrilase family member 2 (gene NIT2). Gene Ontology annotation, molecular function: omega-amidase activity. The coding region runs from base 88 to 936 and encodes 282 amino acids. The transcript is spliced from 10 exons. The record is from RefSeq and is a predicted model, not a curated record. Gene Ontology annotation, biological process: L-glutamine metabolic process; oxaloacetate metabolic process. Gene Ontology annotation, cellular component: mitochondrion. NCBI's taxonomy places the organism in Eukaryota, Metazoa, Chordata, Aves, Casuariiformes, Dromaiidae.